AUCUCUAGUUGGUUCCUUUUUAUUUAUUUUUUUUAGACAUUGACACCUUUUUAAAACAAUAUCUCGAUUCUUGGCAGGAGCAUAUCGAUAACCUUUGGGCAUACAAAGUAUCACGAUAUAUCACCAUUUUGAUAUUUUAUCACACCUCUACUGAUCGUUCAAAUCUUCAGAGAUGGUGCAGGGGAGAGAAAUGACAUCCCCCCUCUAUUUUAUCCAUCUUCUCUAUUUUUGCUUCUGAUGUCUCCGUACCCUGUCAUCUUUGUCUGGCAAUUUGUCCCCUUUUUACUUCACUUUAUACUUGACAUUGCACCACGGAGAACAAAAGUGUGAACCGGCGUCUGCUAGUUUUGACUGCAAAGAUAAGAGCUCACUUAGAUAAGUGGGAGUGUGCUGUGUCUAGCAGAGGCGAGCAUGCUCGACUGCAAUCAGCAGGAAGGCGAGCGAGCUUCCCUGCCUGAGCUCUCAGCGCCCCUACUGGCUGCACGCUGUGCCAAUCAAAAGCUGAGCACGGCGGAGACGGGGGCGAGGGAGGAGUCAGAGCACAGCGCUGAUGUCACAGUCACAUGGAUUCUGGUGUGGUCAUGCUCCAAGGCUGAGAAGCAGAGAGCUGUGCUGGCCAGCUGCUGCUGAAACAGCAGUGGAAGGGGCUUUGCGCGGGGUGAUAGUUGUUCUCUUAUGGACCCGAAGCUUAAUGAUGUAUUUUGUGAUUUCAGCUAUGAAAGCUCAAAUCGAAAUAAUUCCCUGCAAGAUCUGUGGAGACAAAUCAUCAGGCAUCCAUUAUGGUGUGAUAACAUGUGAAGGAUGUAAGGGCUUCUUCAGGAGGAGUCAGCAGAGCAAUGCGGCCUACUCCUGCCCCCGUCAGAAGAACUGCCUGAUCGACCGCACUAGCCGCAACCGCUGCCAGCACUGCCGGCUGCAGAAGUGCCUGGCGGUUGGCAUGUCACGAGAUGCGGUGAAGUUUGGCCGCAUGUCCAAGAAGCAACGAGACAGCCUCUACGCUGAGGUCCAGAAGCAUCGGCUCCAGCAGCAGCAGCGGGACCACCAACAGCAGCCGGGGGAGGCGGAGCCUCUCACACCUAGCUACGGUCUCUCGGCUAACGGUCUCACGGAGCUCCACGACGACCUCAGUGGCUACAUGGACGGUCACACCCCCGACGGCACCAAACCAGACUCUGCCGUCAGCAGCUUCUACCUGGACAUCCAGCCCUCACCGGACCAGUCUGGCUUGGACAUUAACGGCAUCAAGCCUGAGCCCAUCUGCGACUUUGCCCCUGGCUCCGGCUUCUUCCCUUACUGCUCCUUCACCAACGGAGAAACUUCCCCUACCGUGUCCAUGGCAGAACUAGAGCACUUGGCCCAAAAUAUCUCCAAAUCACACAUGGAGACAUGUCAGUACCUGAGAGAGGAACUGCAGCAGAUGACCUGGCAAGCCUUCCUGCAAGAGGAGGUAGAGAACUACCAGAGCAAGCCGCGGGAAGUUAUGUGGCAGCUGUGCGCUAUCAAAAUAACAGAGGCUAUCCAGUAUGUGGUGGAGUUCGCCAAGCGCAUCGAUGGCUUCAUGGAGCUGUGUCAGAACGAUCAGAUAGUGCUGCUCAAAGCAGGCUCUUUGGAAGUUGUGUUCGUCAGAAUGUGUCGUGCCUUUGACUCGCAAAACAACACGGUCUAUUUUGACGGAAAGUAUGCAGGGCCAGAUGUGUUCAAGUCAUUAGGCUGUGACGACUUGAUCAGCUCCGUCUUCGAGUUUGGAAAAAACUUAUGUUCGAUGCACCUGUCUGAGGAUGAGAUCGCCCUGUUCUCCGCCUUUGUGUUGAUGUCUGCUGAUCGAUCCUGGCUCCAGGAGAAGGUAAAGGUGGAGAAACUUCAGCAGAAGAUCCAGUUGGCUCUACAGCACGUCCUGCAGAAGAACCACAGAGAGGACGGAAUUCUCACAAAGUUGAUAUGCAAAGUUUCGACACUGCGGGCACUGUGCAGUAGGCAUACAGAAAAGCUUACGGCUUUCAAAGCAAUAUACCCAGACAUUGUGCGUGCCCACUUCCCCCCCUUAUAUAAGGAGCUGUUUGGAUCAGACUUUGAGCAGUCCAUGCCCGUUGACGGGUAGCGUCCCUGCCAGGUGCCAGAGCACCCACCGCAGGGGAAUGUGGAGGAGGAAUCUGAGACACUUUAUAUUGGUGCCCUGCACAAACCAGAGUGGACAAGAUGACACGCUGCUCAACAUCUUCUUUUUCACCGAAGAAUAGGGCGGAUGGAUAGGAUUCUCAAGGUUUACUUCAUUGGUUCUCUUUGGAAGACUUAGGGGAGCUGAGACGCACCCCGUCCAACAUGAGGACAAACAAUUUCCUCCCCCCUUGAACUUGACCAUCUUCUGCGCAUUUCUAAGAUGAAACCUUUGAUGGAUGUCAAUCAUACGUUCAUUCACUCGGCUUUAUUUAGACUAUAAUGCAAAGUAUCAAACUUUAAAUUGUAUAAAUCAUUCAUUUUGUUUUUCAUAUCUUUCAUUAGGCACUGAAACACAUGUUGUUAUCGAGAAAACUGCAAUAAUUGUCUCUCUUCAAAGCGGUUGCACACGUUUAAAUAUGAAAUGCGCACAUUUUGGUCACGUUCUGCUUUUUUAUUUCCUUUCUCGUAUUCAGUCGUAUCUUUUGGAUGCAUUGCUCGGGACGCAAACUCACAGCAACCGGGAGGGAGGCUCUGUCGGCACGGUGAUGCAAUCGGCACCUCUCUGUGGACAAUCGUUUGAAGAUUUAAAAAAAAAAAAAAAAAAAAAAAAAAGAA
Messenger RNA from Corythoichthys intestinalis (scribbled pipefish), 2772 nucleotides. RefSeq names its product RAR-related orphan receptor A, paralog a (gene roraa). The transcript has 10 exons. The coding region runs from base 551 to 2098 and encodes 515 amino acids. Gene Ontology annotation, cellular component: nucleus. The record is from RefSeq and is a predicted model, not a curated record. Gene Ontology annotation, biological process: regulation of transcription by RNA polymerase II. Gene Ontology annotation, molecular function: RNA polymerase II cis-regulatory region sequence-specific DNA binding; nuclear receptor activity; zinc ion binding. NCBI's taxonomy places the organism in Eukaryota, Metazoa, Chordata, Actinopteri, Syngnathiformes, Syngnathidae.